Molecule: messenger RNA, 671 nt
Organism: Coffea eugenioides
Lineage: Eukaryota; Viridiplantae; Streptophyta; Magnoliopsida; Gentianales; Rubiaceae
Exons: 3
Coding region: 104-346 (80 amino acids)
Biological process (GO): mitochondrial translation
Molecular function (GO): structural constituent of ribosome
Source: RefSeq, a predicted model, not a curated record
CCAUAAUACCUCCCCUGGCUUCACCGCUUACUUCAGUCCUCCACCCCGGGAGUCUGGUUGGCGAAAGCGGAGCUGCUCAGGUUAAAUAUCUGAACCGGGAAGAAUGGGUCGGAAAGCUGGUACCUUAUACAUAAAUCCAAAGAAAUUUGGGGGUCUACAAAAGCCUUGCUUGAAGGAAACAAUGACAUUUCUAAAUUGUAUGGCUCUCAACAAUAACAAAGAUGAUCACUGUGAACGCCAAAAGAAGCUUUUGAGCGAUUGCAUGGAUGCUCAGGCUGGUAAAAAUAAGAAGCCAUGGGGCAGCAUUAAUUAUCAAUUGCAGAGGCUUAUGAGGGGAAGAAAAUAGUUCCUUUUAACAUAUCUAGUCUAUUGGCCUUCUUUAGUUCUUAUUUUGUUGUCUGCGAUUCUUGUCGCUUGAGUUGAUCAGGCAGUGUUUUUCAUUUUCUUGUAAGCUAGAUGAUGCUUAUAACAUUACCAUCACAGCUUUCCCUGUUGCUUUUUCUUUUAGCGAUUGUUCUUCUGAUGGGUAUUUUCAUAGAUGAGCCAUAGGGAAUUAUAUUAGCAAGCCUACACUUGAAUCCACCGGUAAGACAGGUUAUUGAUUCUGUGAUAAACAACGCCUUGCCGGUCAAAAAUUUUAUUGUGCAGAUUUGGCAGUCCUGUUACUGUAA